UUUAAGUUUUAUGCAGUGUCUGUACAUUUUCAAAAACAUUUAAUGUGAUCUUUAUUUUAAGAUUUUAUAGCCUUUUCCAGUUGCUUUAGGGAAUCAUCUGCAGUUUGUAUUGUUUUUUGUUUUUAGCAAAACCGGUAGACAGUAAGUACGGAUCAUCUGAGCCCAAGAAAGAGUUGGGUUUGGGAAGCCAGUAGCCUGAAAAGACCAUGUUGUUUCUCCUAAUACUAAAACUGGAUUUUACAACACAGGCAGGGAGAAUUGCUUUUAUGUAGUAGACUUGGUGAGAGAAGUGGCCUAUGAAUAGAGAGAUGCCAGACCUCAGCUGUACAAUGGGACCAAUACCUCCUCCAACUGGUGAAUUCAGCUGUGAGACCCCCACGUCCAGAUUAGAGACGAUGAUUACUUUUGGUAGAUACUGACCUCAUAGAGGUUUCCAGGGAAAAAAACACCCAAACAUAAUUUCAAGAAUUCCAAAGCAAUUUGACAAUUCCGAUUCCAGUAGAAGUUUGAUUUGAAAGGCAACUCCAUCUACGCCUUCUCUUUUGCCUUUGUUUUAUCAGUAAUUAUGGUUUUCUCAAAAAGUAGAAAUGAGUUAUAAAGUAUAUCUUAAGGAUUUUAGUUUGGUUUGUUUUGAAGAAUUGGUUAAUUGGCUAGGAUUUUUCCCCUUUCAGUAGCUUGUUGCAGGUCCCAAUAGCUAGGCAAUAUUGAGAUAAUAUUAAUAGUAAAUAAAUAAGCUCUUUAUAAGAGAUAUUAUUUGAGGAAGGGGUUGUGAAUAUAUAAUAAACAGGAAUACAUACAUAAAGUUUUCUCUGAACCUACCUUUGUGAACAAGAGAAAAGGUGAUUUUUAGCCAUAAUAGUGUACAAAGUAAUGAAUAACGAUCUCUAAAGAUAUUUAAAUCUAGAAACAAAGCAUAAAUAUUUUUAUUCAAAAUGGAUUGAGUUUUGAUGCCUGAUGCUUUCAAGAGUUCUUUAUUAUCAAGUGGCUUGUGGAAGCCUAUCCUUAAUCAAACAUGUAUUUCCCUCAGCAUUUCAUUAAAAAGGUACACAUAGGUAGGUUCACAUUCCCCCACAUUGAGGGGGCAGUGAAACAGAAACUUGAUAGAAAUAUUAAGGAGGGUAAAAAGAUAAAGCCACCGUGGCACCUGGCCUCCCUCUUUCACUUCCUUUCCUAGCUCUGCCCCACUGAGAUGUUCUUCAAGAAGAUGGAGGAAGCUGCUGCAGUUAGGGUUAUCACCCUGGAUCUGGCUGCUCCUCUGGAUCAGUGGCUCAGCACUGAGAAUUCCUUUCCCAAAGCCCAGAGCUGACUUGUCACAUUCAACUGCUGUCAGGAGGUGGGCAGUCUUCUCUCCAGGCUUUCUUUCCCAGGAAGGCCCAGAAGGAAGCAGUGAGCAGGGAGGAACUUGGAGAGUGCCCUGUUCCAGUGGACACACCCAGGGCUGUCAGGGGAGGUGGUGCCCUUUGGGAUGGGGUGUAGAGAGAGGGAUAGGGAGUUGGAAUCCAGAGAAGAGGGUGUAGGGGCUGACUGCAGUCACUGACAUUGUCUCAGUACAGACCAACCUAUGUGGUUCAGAAGUUGUUUGGUGUUAGCUUUCUCUCUUCAGAUGUUAGUGUUCAGGGAAUGCAUUUGAUAAGUUUAUGGUUUGCUAACAUGAGUAUGAUACACAGCUACAUUUUUGGGUGCUGAAUACAUAGGUAAAUAAAAUAAGGAGCCAAAUGCUGAGAUAGUUGUUGUUUUACUGAUGAAUUGAAGCUAGCUUAAUUGGCUAAACUGUUAGAGUCAUUUGCCCAGACUACUCCAGGUAGCAACUUUUGUUUGGUGUACAAAAAAAGUACUUGGAAAGGUACAGUAUUAAAUUAAGGUGUGGAAGGCUCACUUGUGCUUUCAUCUCUCUUGGUGAUGCUGGAAGGAAAGGAUAGGAGAUGAGAGUCAUUUCACCUUCGCCUGACUCCUCCUCUUCCUCUCCCUGCCCUGGAGCUGCAGCUUCAGCUUUCAGAGUAGCUCAGCCAGGCUAGGCCCAGCGGUUGGAUUUUAAAGUAUUGAGUUUUCAGUGUCAUCAGUCAUCACUUUCAGAGUUCCUUUUCAUUUUCAAGGGUACCCAGUCUAACCGUUUAGCUCCUUUUCAAUAGCCUUCCUCACUCACUUAUGCCCAGUCAGGAAGAUUAAUAAUGUUAACUGAUUUACUGUCGCUGCAAAAAGCAUUAGUUAAUUAGACUUUUACACCUCAGUCAGAUGGCAUUAGACACCCUUUGUGCACUUUAACUCAAGGAUGUUAAAGACCUAAAUCUUUCAGAAAAAAAGAAAAGAAAGAAAAAGGACAGGCACUUUUCCAGUUUAAGCUGCAUGUUGGUCCAUGUUAAUUAGGCAUUUGUCCUUUAGUCUGGAGGUGACAAAAAUGCCAGUUACUGUGGUAUUUAACUGACAUCAAACUCCUGUCCAAAUAACUCAGUUGGGCCCAGUUUUUCCUCUUAAUUGGUGGGAAGGAAAACUUCGGCAAACACCCAGAAUAAGGAGGAAACUGUUACUUACAUAGAACAUUUAAAAAUUUCAUUCUGAAGGGUCUGAAGAACGAUUCAAUAUUUUUUUAAUUAACUAUCCAGUUGAGCUUUUUAAAAACAGUAACAACAGAAUCUCCCCUAAAACUUGAGCUACCUAAAAUGAUGAGCUUUUGUGUAGUAAAUGAAAGUUCAGUGAUGGUUGUUAUCCAAGGUCAAAAAGUAGUUCUUGUUAUCCAAGGCCCUUAUAGAUUUAUGUAUCUGUUUAGUACUGUUUUAAAAGUGUUCUGAAAAUAGACACUUAAUUUUCUAACUUAGAGUUACAUUCUUUGUCAAUACCAGAAAUUCACAAGUGGGUUAAGGCACCAAGCAAUACACACAUUUAAAAAAACAAUAUAGGGUGGCUUAUUUUUUUUAAAAAAUGACAUGAAUAUACUGGUUUCUAGGAGUAAUUAGAUGAAACAUGCUUUUUUUCUUUUUUUAAAGCAACUUAUUUGUAAUUGCUGGAGAAGGUAAUCCUCAGUGACAAGAGCGUAGUUUACCUUACGCAUUCAUGAGGUGUGUAAAACAAUACCAAGAAUAAUGAAAAGAUUUUAUUCUAACUGGGAGGUAGCCUUAUUUGACUUUAAGCUUCACUCACUUUGUGUAUGGUUUCUAGCCAAAGGUUCACACAUUUGAGAGCACUUCAUUUUUAGUACUCAACUACUUUUUCGGGCGCUGAAUGAAUGCAAUAUGUUAACACUCCUGUACAGCCCAGAAUUGCUUGGCUGCCCCUUGCCCUGCCUGCCUGGUACUGGCUGAAAAGGUACCAUUGUUUGUUCUGCAAACACUGGGUGAUGUUUGUUUCCAAGGUGACUGGUUCUAUUGCUGCCCUUUAAGCAAGGUGGGGGGGAUGGGAGAGAAAGUAGGCUUUAAACACCUGAGAGCAUCCUGUUCUGGAUACAGUCUGUGUAUGUGUGUAAUUUGAAAUUUUAUUUUAACUGAGGUAAUUGGAGAAAAUGGGAUAGUGUGGAAAUAGGAGGAAAAUACAGUAUCAGUUGCUCCUACUCCAUGCUCCAAGAGUGGUGGCUCUGAGGUGUGACCUUGCCCACGUCUGGGCCCAGCUAGCGCCAGCUCCUCAGUAAGGAGGGCAGCUUGAAAGCAGAAAGCAGUAUCCACGAGUGGUACCAAGAGAAAGAAAAACAAAGUCAACACAGACUCAUUUCCUACCCUAUGUGGAUAUCAGCUACCACGGCGGAGAAUUUCAUAGUAUAUCGGUUGGGACAGAAAAUGGAGUUUUAUAGCAGAGGCUUCUUAGAAGCUUAAAGCCUUGUCCCAAUGACGUCGAGUUCGCCUAUUGGUUUGGAAGGUUCAGACCUGUCUUCCAUCAAUACCAUGAUGUCAGCGGUAAUGAGCGUAGGGAGGGUUGCUGAGAAUGGCGGGAACCCGCAGAGCAUCCGGUCCCCUGCGAAGCCUCCGGGACCAAACCGGAUUGGCAGAAGGAACCAGGAAACGAAAGAGGAGAAGUCUUCCUAUAACUGCCCCCUGUGUGAAAAGAUUUGCACUACCCAGCACCAGCUGACUAUGCACAUUCGCCAGCACAACACAGACACUGGAGGAGCUGACCACUCGUGCAGCAUCUGUGGGAAAUCACUGAGUUCAGCCAGCUCCCUGGAUCGUCACAUGCUGGUGCACUCUGGCGAGAGGCCUUACAAGUGCACUGUGUGUGGCCAGUCAUUUACCACCAAUGGGAACAUGCACAGACAUAUGAAGAUCCAUGAGAAGGACCCUAACAGCGCCACAGCUGCAGCUCCUCCGUCUCCUCUGAAGCGCAGGCGGCUGUCCUCCAAAAGGAAACUGAGUCACGAUGCCGAGUCAGAGAGAGAAGACCCAGCGCCAGCUAAAAAGAUGGUGGAAGUUGGGCAGUCAGGUGACUUGGAGAAGAAGGCUGAUGAAGUCUUUCACUGCCCAAUAUGUUUCAAGGAGUUUGUUUGCAAGUAUGGACUGGAGACCCACAUAGAGACCCAUUCUGAUAACCCUCUAAGAUGUGACAUUUGCUGCGUCACCUUCCGAACACAUCGAGGUCUGCUGCGCCACAAUGCGCUUGUCCACAAACAGCUUCCCAGGGAUGCAACGGGAAGGCCUUUCAUACAGAACAACCCUUCGAUUCCUGCUGGCUUCCAUGACUUAGGGUUCACUGACUUCUCCUGUAGGAAGUUUCCUCGCAUUUCUCAGGCCUGGUGUGAAACAAACCUGCGAAGGUGCAUCAGCGAGCAGCACCGCUUCGUCUGUGACACCUGCGACAAGGCGUUCCCCAUGUUCUCCUCGCUUGCCUUGCACAAGCAGACCCACGUUGCUGCGGACCGGGGCCAGGAGAAACUGCAGGCCAAGACCCUGCCUGGUGAUGCCCCGGACCAGAAGGUCUUCCUGGCCUUGCUGGGCCUGCAGCACACCAAAGACAUCAGGCCUGCCCCCACCGAGGAGCCCCUGCCAGAUGACAACCAAGCAAUACAGCUCCAGACACUCAAGUGUCAGCUACCUCAGGACCCGGGCUGCACCAGCGUGCUGAGUCUGUCUCCUUUUGAAGCUGCUUCCCUGGGCGGUUCUCUCACGGUCCUCCCUGCAACCAAGGAGAGCAUGAAGCAUCUGUCCCUGCAGCCCUUCCAGAAGGGCUUCAUCAUCCAGCCGGACAGUAGCAUCGUGGUCAAGCCUAUCUCUGGGGAGUCAGCCAUUGAGCUGGCUGACAUCCAGCAGAUUCUGAAGAUGGCGGCCUCGGCUCCCCCUCAGAUCAGUCUUCCGCCUCUCUCCAAGGCCCCCGCCAGCCCCCUGCAGGCGAUUUUUAAGCACAUGCCUCCUCUGAAGCCAAAGCCCCUGGUCACACCACGGACGGUGGUGGCCACCUCCACGCCCCCGCCUCUCAUCAAUGCCCAGCAGGCCUCGCCCGGCUGCAUCAGCCCCAGCCUCCCGCCACCACCCCUGAAGCUCCUCAAAGGCUCGGUGGAAGCGGCCUCCAACGCGCACCUGCUGCAGUCCAAGUCCGGGGCGCCGCCAAACGCAGCCACGCAGCUCUUCCUGCAGCAGCCGCGGGUGGAUCUGCCCGGCCAGCCUGAGAUGAAGACGCAGUUGGAGCAGGACAGUAUCAUCGAGGCCCUGCUGCCGCUGAGUAUGGAGGCCAAGAUCAAGCAAGAGAUCACCGAGGGGGAGCUCAAGGCCAUCAUGACAGCGCCCGGUGGCAAGAAGACGCCCGCCAUGCGCAAGGUGCUCUACCCCUGCCGCUUCUGCAACCAGGUGUUCGCCUUUUCCGGGGUGCUGCGCGCCCACGUGCGCUCCCACCUGGGCAUCUCGCCGUACCAGUGCAACAUCUGCGACUACAUCGCGGCCGACAAGGCGGCGCUCAUCCGCCACCUGCGCACUCACAGCGGGGAGCGGCCCUACAUCUGCAAGAUCUGCCACUACCCCUUCACUGUCAAGGCCAACUGCGAGCGGCAUCUGCGCAAGAAGCACCUCAAGGCCACCCGCAAGGACAUCGAGAAAAACAUCGAGUAUGUGAGCAGCAGCGCGGCGGAGCUGGUGGACGCCUUCUGCGCCCCGGACACCGUGUGCCGGCUGUGCGGGGAGGACCUGAAGCACUACCGCGCCCUGCGCAUCCACAUGCGCACGCACUGCAGCCGCGGCCUGGGCGGCGGCCACAAGGGCCGCAAACCCUUCGAGUGCAAGGAAUGCAGCGCCGCCUUCGCGGCCAAGCGCAACUGCAUCCACCACAUCCUCAAGCAGCACCUGCACAUUCCCGAGCGCGACAUCGAGAGCUACGUGCUGGCCGUGGAUGGUGGCCUGGGCCCCAUGGAGGCGCCGUCUGCCGAGGCCUCGGGGAGGGGCGAGGAGGGAGGCUGCACCGCCUUUGGGGACCGCAAACCCCUCGCAGCCUUCCCAGAGCCCCAAAAUGGCUUUCUUCACGGGGGCCCCACCCAGCCUCUGUCUCCACACGUCCCAGUCAAGUUGGAGCCCCCCAGCAGCUUUGCAGUGGACUUCAACGAGCCCCUGGACUUUUCUCAGAAGGGCCUGGCCCUGGUCCAGGUGAAGCAGGAAAAUGUCUCCUCCUUCCUGAGCCCUUCCACCCUGGUGCCCUAUGACUGCUCCAUGGAGCCCAUCGACCUGUCCAUCCCCAAGAACUUCAGGAAAGGAGAUAAGGAUACAGAUGCUCCCAGCGAAGCCAAGAAGCCCGACCAGGAUGCAGGGAGCGGUGAGCAGCCCUCUCUGUGUCCACCCCCCUGCCCUUCCCUGCCAGCGACUUUGGGACCCAGUGGGAUCCUGGGAAGCCCUGCAGGCCCUGCAGCGGCUGUUACAACAGCCACUGCCCUGGAUCCCCAUGCUCAGCCCCUCCAGGGCUCCGUUCAGCUGGCCGUGCCCAUCUACUCCUCAGCUCUUGUCAGUAGCCCAUCCCUCUUGGGCAACUCAGCCCUCCUGAGCAGCCCAGCCUUGCUGCGGCCACUGCGGCCAAAGCCCCCACUGCUCUUGCCAAAGCCCCCCAUGACAGAAGAGCUGCCCCCACUGGCCUCCAUCGCCCAAAUCAUCUCAUCUGUGUCCUCGGCCCCCACCCUGCUGAAAACCAAGGUGGCAGACCCAGGACCCACGAGCGCUGGGAAUAACAUGGCUUCUGAUGGUUUAGGAGGCUCUGUCCCCAAAGCCACCACCACUCCCACCACAAGCCCAAAAGAGUCCACCGACCCACCCCCUCCUGCCAGCAGCCCGGAGGUGGCCUCACCCAUGGAGCAGGGGCCAGGUGGCUCAUCAAAGAAGAGGGGCCGGAAAAGGGGGAUGAGGAGCCGGCCCCGAGCCAACAGUGGCGGUGUGGACCUAGACUCCAGCGGGGAGUUUGCCAGCAUCGAGAAGAUGCUGGCCACCACCGACACCAACAAGUUCAGUCCGUUUCUGCAGACCGCAGAGGAGGAUGCUCAGGAUGAGGUGGCCGCCGACCACCAUGGGCCCAGUGACGAAGAGCAGGGCAGUCCCCCAGAAGACAGGCUGCUGAGGGCAAAGCGGAACUCCUACGCCAACUGCCUGCAGAAGAUCAACUGUCCCCACUGUCCCCGGGUCUUCCCUUGGGCCAGCUCCUUGCAGAGGCACAUGCUCACACACACUGGUCAGAAACCCUUCCCUUGUCAAAAAUGCGAUGCCUUCUUUUCUACCAAAUCUAACUGUGAACGCCACCAGUUGCGCAAACACGGAGUUACCACCUGUUCCUUGAGAAGAAACGGGCUUAUCCCCCAGUCAAAAGAGAGUGAUGUUGGAUCCCAUGAUAGCACAGAUAGCCAGUCAGACGCUGAGCCACCGGCCACGGCAGGUGAAGUGCUGGAUCUCACCUCCAGGGACAAGGAGCAGCCGCCAUCCCAGCAGGGAGCCGCUGAGCUGGGCCAAGGCUCAGGGGACCCCCCGGCGGAGGAAGCCGAGGAGGGAUGGGGCUCCCCUGUGUGUGGGGAAGAGAAGGGGGCCCGGGAGAACCAGCAGGGAGAGCCAGAGGAGGAGCGCGGCUCGGAGGAGAGAGCCGGGGACGCGGAGGAGGACACGGCCAGCAACAAGAGCCUGGACCUGGACCUCGCCAGCAAGCUCAUGGACUUCAAGCUGGCCGAGGGCGCGGCGGGCGCUGUGGGCGGCGGCUCUGCCCCGCAGGACCAGAAGCACGCCUGCGACACCUGCGGGAAGAGCUUCAGGUUCCUGGGCACCCUGAGCCGCCACAGGAAGGCGCACGGCCGCCAGGAGCCGCGGGAGGAGAAGGGUGUGGCGCCUGCGGAAGGCGAGGCGGGCGAGGCCGAGGGGCCAGCGCCCAGCCCUGAGCCCGAGCCCGCGGAGCCCGAGGCGAUGGCGCCGGAGCCCGCCCUGGGCGCGGAGGAGGCCUCGGCGGAGAAGCAGGCGGAGGAGGCCGAGGGCCCUUCCGACGGGGAGGGCGCGGCUGAGAAGAGGUCCUCGGAGAAGAGUGACGAUGACAAGAAGCCAAAGACAGACUCCCCUAAAAGCAUGGCCAGCAAGGCAGACAAGAGGAAGAAAGUCUGCAGCGUGUGCAACAAGCGGUUCUGGUCGCUGCAGGACCUGACCCGGCACAUGCGCUCCCACACAGGGGAAAGGCCGUACAAGUGUCAGACCUGCGAGCGAACCUUCACCCUGAAGCACAGCCUGGUUCGCCACCAGCGGAUCCACCAGAAAGCCAGGCACGCCAAACACCACGGGAAGGACAGCGACAAGGACGAGCGGGGCGAGGAGGACAGCGAGAACGAGUCCACCCACAGCGGCAACAACCCCGUUUCUGAGAACGAGGCGGAGGCGGCUCCCAGCACCAGCAACCACAUGGCCGUCACCCGGAGCCGGAAGGAGAGCGUGGCCCCCGCGGCCAAGGAUUGCAGCCGCAGGGAGGAGAAGGCCUCGGCGGGGCGGGCGGCCGAGCCUGGCCGCGGUGACCCCGACGCGGACAGCCCCGCCGCCCUGGGGCAGGACCUGCUGGAGCCGCGCGGCAGGAGGCCUGCGCAGCCGGCCCUGGCCGGGGACGGGGCCUCGCAGCUCCUGGGGAUGGAGUGACGGCCUGCCCGUCCCUCAGCACACAGACGAAAGCCAGCAGAGCACGGCGUCCAAAUCUGUACUCACGAGGUUUCCUCGCGCCCCGGCUGUCGGGGAGCGA
This is a messenger RNA of Microcebus murinus (gray mouse lemur), 9141 nucleotides long. NCBI's taxonomy places the organism in Eukaryota, Metazoa, Chordata, Mammalia, Primates, Cheirogaleidae. The record is from RefSeq and is a predicted model, not a curated record.